Messenger RNA from Sarcophilus harrisii (Tasmanian devil), 1350 nucleotides. RefSeq names its product basic proline-rich protein-like. The record is from RefSeq and is a predicted model, not a curated record. Lineage: Eukaryota; Metazoa; Chordata; Mammalia; Dasyuromorphia; Dasyuridae. The transcript is spliced from 2 exons. The coding region runs from base 1 to 1350 and encodes 449 amino acids.
AUGUUCCCUCCCGCCCCGCCCGGCCGGGCUGCGGGAGGGCCGGCCGCUUCCGGCCCCCCCCCCCGAGCCGCCCGGGCGCCCCCCGGGGAGGCGCGCCUCCGCGCCCCCCGACGCCCCGGGGAGGCGGCCCUCCCCGGGCCGGCGGGUCCCUCCUGGGGCUUCAGGGGCUCCCUGCCCCGGGGAGACGGCAUCCCCCAGGGCCCCGGCGAGUCCCUCCUGGGGCUAUCAGGGAUCUUCUGUCCCGGGGAGACUGCCCCCCCCAGGAGCCCCGGUCAGCCCCUCCUGGGACUUCCGGGGCUCCUGCCCCGGGGCCGCAUCUCCCCCCGGGACCCCGGCGGUCCCUCCUGGGGCUUCAGGGUCUUCGUCCCGGGGGACGCGCUCCCCCGGGGCCCCGGGGUCCCUCCGGGGCUUCGGGCUCCCCCCCGGGGAGCGGCCUCCCCAGGGCCCCGGUGCCCCUCCUGGGACUUCAGGGACUCCUGCCCCGGGGGAGGCAGCAUCCCCCGGGGACCCCCGCGAAAGUCCCUCCUGGGGCUUCGGGAUCUUCUGUCCCGGGGGAGCUGCCACCCCCCAGGGCCCCGGUGCCCCUCCGGGACAUCAGGAGCUCCUGCCCCGGGGAGACUGCAGCACCUCCCCCCACCCCAGGAGCCCCGGCGAGUCCCUCCUGGGGCUAUCAGGGAGCUCCUGCCCCGGGGAGACUGCAGCAUCCCCCCGGGACCCGGCGAGUCCCUCUCGGGGCUUUCAGGAAGGGUCUUGCCCAGGGGGCGCGCCCUUCCUACUCCCACCAAGGGCCCCGGGGCCCCCCCCCGAGGGAAGGGGGGGCUUGUCCCUGGGGAAAGCACCUCCCCUCCCAGGGCCCACGAGCCCCCCGGGCUCUGGGCCCUGUCCCCAGGGAAACAGCAGCACCUCCCCAUCCCCAUCGGGCGCCCAGGGGAGGUCAGGGAUGCCCCCGGGAAAGAGCUGCACCUCCCUUCCAGACUCCCCAGCGAGCCCUCCGUCGGGGAGAGGAGGGACACCCCAGCCCCAGGUCGAGGGCGGCGCGCCCCUGUAAAUCCCCCACCCAGAGAUACUAGGGACACCUUCCCCCCACUCAUCCACCCCCUCCCGAAGCCCUUCCCAGUCCCUUACACAGGAGAGUCAGGAGCACCCCUCCUCCAGCCGAAAGCAGCAUCUGAUCCCCUUCCCCUGACGCCCCCCUACUCAAGAGACCGCGGGGCCUCCAGCUCCGCACCAGCAGACAGGAGCCCCGCCCCGACCUUGCCUCCGGCUGCCCCGAACCCUCCCCCCACUCCCUGGGCCCCUGGACUCUCGUCCCGGAACAGGGCGCGCUCCGAGGCUCCUCGCCUGAACUGA